Messenger RNA from Penicillium cataractarum, 1170 nucleotides. RefSeq names its product GATA-like domain-containing protein. Bases 1 to 1170 code for a protein of 389 amino acids. NCBI's taxonomy places the organism in Eukaryota, Fungi, Ascomycota, Eurotiomycetes, Eurotiales, Aspergillaceae. The record is from RefSeq and is a predicted model, not a curated record. The transcript is spliced from 3 exons.
AUGGAUUCGAAGGUCCGGGAGGAGCUUGCUCGGCUUUCCAUUGCCGAAAUGAUCGAAAUGUUGGAGAACUCCAACAUGGACAUGAUCCCCGGCCUUUGGAAAGUGUACCACUAUGCACUGCCGGCCACUGAGACCAACCAGCGGCUUGAAAACCUCUUCUGGAGAGUCUGGAGCAAUCAGACUCUCCAGAACCGCGUCAACAAGGAGGUUUUGAUGCGCCUGGUUUGGAGUAUCGACACUCCCGCGGGCAUCAGCCAGGAUCCCGAGCUGAUGGGAUGGCAGCCACCCAUCUUUGAGCAACGGGCCUUCGAGGCUGAUGUGAGAACGGACUGGGAUUUGGCAGAUGCGUUGUGGGAAGAAGAGAUGUUCGCUGGCCAGAGCAGCCUGCACUCCCCCGAAGGUACUGAGCCAGAGGAGACCGAGUCCUCCGAGUCCUUUGAGGAGACAGACCUGCCUGGCUUCGCCAACGAACGAGGCAUGAUGGAGAGAAAUGGGCGAGCUGCGGGUGCGCAUAGGCAGGCGUUGAUUCCCAAUGCCUAUGCCCGUUUCGCCCAGAUACUUGCGGCGAAAAUGGAGAAGAAGAAGCAGGCUAGGACUAGGGUUACUGCUAUGGAUGCUGCUUUGGCUACGUUCUCGGGGAUCUUGCCUCUGAGUCUGCUUCGCGCUCAGAGCCCGGCGCCACUGCAGCAUUCGACUGUGCAGUCAGUCAUUUCCGACACCUGUGCCCGCUUUGUUGAGAUGAUGGCUGAGAAGACAGGAGACAAGAAAGUCGACGCUGGCGUCGAGUCUUCGUCUAGUCCCUCUCUCAUUUCUUCUCACGUUUCCUCUUACCGUCCUUCUCCUCCGAUUCCGUCUCCCAGUGCCUCUUUCAUCCCCUCUCUUAAUCUCUCCCCCGAUCUCUCUUCCAGGGGUUCUUCAAGUCCCUCUGAUAGUCCUUCUCCUGGCCGUUCCCCCUACCAUCCUCCCAGUCGGUCUCUCAAUUCUUCUCCCGAUCCUUAUCCCCCUCCUUCUCCCGCUUCUUCCGCCGACUUUUCUCUCAGGUCGUCUCGCAGCCCUUCUCCAGAAUCCGCCAGUCCCUCAAAUCCUCCAGCCACCCGUCCGCAAUCUCCUGACAGUGACGAGGAGGGAGGUGUCUCUCUUGAGGGAUACAACUCAUCCGGUGAUCCAUAG